CGCGCCGCCCCGCUUGCUUACGCGGAGCCACAAUAUAAACGCUCUCCGCCGGCUCGGACUCGCGGCGAAAGACUUCGGGGCCCUGGGCGAGUCGCGGGUGGAAGGGCCUUCGGGAGAGCAACAAGGAAGCCGAGGCGGUCGAGAGUCCCACACGGCGACCCCUCGCUCGGUCCAAAGGCAGUUUGGGUUUGGCGCAAAGAAAACCGGGGUCGGGCUUUUCCUCGAAAGCCAUCGCCCUGCUGUUCGCUUCCCGGGACAAAGAACGCAGGACGACUUGCACGCUGGGGGCGCUGGGGCCGGCCAUGGUCAUGGAAGUGGUCUCCCUGGACGCCGGAGGCCUCCGGACGCUACUGCGGGAGCGCGCGGCGCAGUGCCUGCUGUUGGACUGUCGCUCCUUCUUCGCUUUCAACGCCGGCCACAUCGCCGGCUCGGUCAACGUGCGCUUCAGCACCAUUGUGCGUCGGCGGGCCAAGGGCGCCAUGGGUCUGGAGCACAUCGUGCCCAACGCCGAGCUGCGCGGCCGCCUGCUGGCCGGCGCCUACCACGCCGUGGUGCUGCUGGACGAGCGCAGCGCCGCGCUGGACUGCGCCAAGCGCGACGGCACCCUGGCCCUGGCCGCCGGAGCGCUCUGCCGCGAGGCGCGCAGCGCGCAAAUCUUUUUGCUCAAAGGAGGAUAUGAAGCUUUUUCUGCUUCCUACCCGGAGCUGUGCAGCAAACAGUCGACCCCCAUGGGGCUCAGCCUUCCCCUGAGUACUAGUGUCCCUGACAGCGCUGAAUCGGGGUGCAGUUCCUGCAGCACCCCACUCUACGAUCAGGGUGGCCCAGUGGAGAUCCUGCCCUUUCUGUACCUGGGCAGUGCCUAUCAUGCUUCCCGCAAGGACAUGCUGGAUGCCUUGGGCAUCACUGCCUUGAUCAACGUCUCUGCGAACUGUCCCAACCAUUUCGAGGGUCACUACCAGUACAAGAGCAUCCCCGUGGAGGACAACCACAAGGCGGACAUCAGCUCCUGGUUCAAUGAGGCAAUUGACUUCAUAGACUCCAUCAAGAAUGCUGGUGGAAGGGUGUUUGUCCACUGUCAGGCGGGCAUUUCCCGAUCGGCCACCAUCUGCCUCGCUUACCUCAUGAGGACUAACCGAGUCAAGCUGGAUGAGGCCUUUGAGUUCGUGAAGCAGAGGAGAAGCAUCAUCUCCCCCAACUUCAGCUUCAUGGGCCAGCUGCUGCAGUUUGAGUCGCAGGUCCUGGCCCCCCACUGCUCGGCAGAGGCGGGGAGCCCCGCCAUGGCUGUGCUUGACUGCAGCACCUCCACCACCACUGUCUUCAACUUCCCGGUCUCCAUUCCCGUCCACCCCACAAACAGUGCGUUGAGCUACCUUCAGAGCCCUAUCACGACCUCUCCCAGCUGCUGAAAAGCCACGGGAGGUGAUCUUCACAACCCACCGGGAUUCCAGGCUCCUGGAAAGUGGAAAUGCAAUAACUCCAGGGAAGGGGGCUCGUGAGGGCUGGUCUUUAUUUAUUUAAUUUCACCCAAGUUCCACUGGGUUCCUGAGCAGUUGUAAUGAUGACUUCACGCCAAGAUGUUUGCUGAACUCAGCACAUUUCGGGACCAACAUACAGUGGGUACAUCAAGUCCCUCGGACAGAAAGGGGCAGAAGAGAGAGGACUCAAGUGUGAGAGCCGAUUUCUUUUUGUCCCUGUUUUCUGAAGACACUUUUCAUGCUUGACAUACCUACCAGUAUUACCAUUCCCGACAACGCAUAUACAUAUGAGAAUAUACUUUGUUUUAUUUAUUUUUGUGUAGGCGGUCCACCUUCACAAAUGUCAGUGUCUACUCCUAGAAGAACCAAAUACCUCAAUUUUUGUGUUUGAGUACUGUAAUAUCCUGUAAAUAUAUCCUAAGCAGGUUUGUUUUCAACACUGGAAAGCACCAGUGUUGAUUUUGUUUUGUUUUUUAAGUUGCCAACAGUUGUAUGUUUGCUGAUUAUUUAUGACCUGAAAUAAUAUAUAUCUUCUUCUAAGAAGACAUUUUGUUACAUAAGGAUGACUUUUUUAUACAACAGAAUAAAUUAUGGCAUUUCUAUUGAAAUCUC
This is a messenger RNA of Capra hircus (goat), 2087 nucleotides long. RefSeq names its product dual specificity phosphatase 1 (gene DUSP1). Bases 303 to 1406 code for a protein of 367 amino acids. Gene Ontology annotation, cellular component: cytoplasm; nucleus. Gene Ontology annotation, molecular function: MAP kinase tyrosine/serine/threonine phosphatase activity; protein tyrosine/threonine phosphatase activity. Gene Ontology annotation, biological process: protein dephosphorylation; endoderm formation; negative regulation of p38MAPK cascade. The transcript has 4 exons. The record is from RefSeq and is a predicted model, not a curated record. NCBI's taxonomy places the organism in Eukaryota, Metazoa, Chordata, Mammalia, Artiodactyla, Bovidae.